CUUGAUUGGUGAUAUGGAGAUUUGCAACGAGAAAUUAAUUGAAGCUGUGCGUGAGCAUGAGUGCCUUUAUUUAAAGAAGCACAAAGCAUACAAAAAUAAGGUGCUUAAGGAAGCCGCUUGGGUCGAAAUAGCCGUACUAUUGGAAAAUACUCCCUACAAUUGUAAGACGAGGUGGCGUUCCUUAUGCGACCGCAACAGAAGGGAAAUUGUGGAAGGCGCUAAUCCCUCUGGCAGUGGCAGCAGCUUUCGUAAGCCAUGGAAGCUGAAGGACGCUAUGUCGUUCUUAAACGACUCGGUGGAAGCGGAAUGUACAACAUCCAACGUUGACUAUUCAGAAGAAACAGAAGAGACCGAAGAGGCCCAAACACCGCAGCGAGAUGCGGCCAAGAAGCGUAAGAUGGACGACUUGUUUGAGGACGUAUUGGUACGCAUGAAAAGCAAGUAUGAUGGCGAAUCAGCAAAUACCUCAGACGAGGACAGUUUUUUUACUUUGCUGCGAGCAAAGUUUAGCCGUUUGUCUGCAGAAGAGGUAGACGAACUGCAGGCAGAAAUUUUG
This is a messenger RNA of Rhagoletis zephyria (snowberry fruit fly), 556 nucleotides long. Its product is annotated as transcription factor Adf-1-like. The record is from RefSeq and is a predicted model, not a curated record. Lineage: Eukaryota; Metazoa; Arthropoda; Insecta; Diptera; Tephritidae. Gene Ontology annotation, cellular component: nucleus; transcription regulator complex. Gene Ontology annotation, biological process: regulation of transcription by RNA polymerase II.